Messenger RNA from Diabrotica balteata, 1494 nucleotides. The record is from the annotation of a GenBank genome assembly. Lineage: Eukaryota; Metazoa; Arthropoda; Insecta; Coleoptera; Chrysomelidae.
AUGUCGCAUAGUGAAACAAAAAGUAAGCCUAAACAAGAUCUGCAUGAAGUUAAAUACAUUCCAGUUGAUUCAGAAAACGUUGAUCCUUUUAAGACUGAAGAUGAAAUUAAAAGAUCUGAUACCCUAUUUUUAAGGUUUACUGUUCUUACAGCAUUACUAGCUUUUUUGGUUGGUGGAGCCUCGAUAGUAUGGAUGUCUCCUGCGGUACUUAAAUUAAAAUCUAAUGACACCAGUAUAAAUCCCUUAGGCAAACCCAUUACAACGUACGAACUAUCCAAAUUUGUAGGCUUAGAAGGGGUUGUAUCGAUAAUUGGUUCAUUAAUUUUACCAAAACUAGCAGAUGUAAUCGGACGAAAAAAGACAUUGUGGAUAAUGGCAUUUGUUAUAUGUUUAGGAACUACUGGACUGGCUUUUAGUACAAACAUCAAUUUUAUGAUUAUGUUUUCGUCGACAUCUGAUAUUGGUUUUGGAGCAAUUAUGAGCGUUUUACCAAUGUAUUUAACAGAAAUAUGUGAAGAUCAUAAUCGCACAAAAUAUGGUUGCCUCAUGUCAGCUUUUAUACCCAUUGGACAACUGUAUGCUUAUAUUAUUGGUCCAUUAUGUAGUUAUAAAGUUUUUACCCUGUUGACUGCAGCUCCCUUGAUUCCUUUUCUGGUUCUCUUCUUUUUUGUUCCUGAAAGUCCAGUGUAUUCUUUAGACAAAGGAAGAAAAGAAGAGUGUUUACAAACAUUAAAAAAAUUGCGACAUAAUAAAACAGAAAAAGAACUACAGUCAGAUUUUAGCAAACUAAGAAAAGAUACAGAAGCAACCACAACUACAACGAACGAAAUAAACAUCAUAAAAAAACUAUUUUUAACAAAGCAAGGGCGUGUUGGAAUGCUAUUGUCUUUAUUACCACUUUUUGUUCAAUAUUUUUCUGGGGUUCCCAUUAUGAUGAUGCUUAUGGCACCUAUAUUUAAUGAAUCUGGUUCAAACUUAUCAGGUAGUACAAUUGCUAUCUUUGUAGGAGUUCUAAAAAUAUUUCUCUUUGUCAGUACAUCAUUGAUUGUAGAGAGAUUUGGAAGGCGAUCUCUGUUAAUAGUUUCAGCUAGCGGAGCAGCAAUACCCGUAUCUCUUCUUGGAGUAUUUUUCUAUUUAAAACACAUUAACUCACCUUUAGUACCUCUAUAUCCUUGGGUACCACUGGUCUGCGUUUUGACGUAUAUUUCAUUUUACUCAAUUGGACUUGGACCAAUACCAAUAACUGUAAUGGGCGAAAUGUUUUCUUCUGAUAUUCGAUCAACUGGUUGUGCUCUCGUUACUACUUUUUCAUCGGUGGCUGUUACUAUGUAUAUCGCUGCUUAUCCUAUCGUGGCAGAGUUGAUGGGAAUUCAUUGGUGUAUGUGGACAUUUGGAACUUGCUGUUUUGGAGGUGCAUUAUUAAUUUACUUUUUAUUGCCCGAAACUAAAGGUAAAAGUGUAGUUGAAAUACAAGAAAUUCUCACGAAUUAUUAA